Molecule: messenger RNA, 11125 nt
Organism: Conger conger (European conger)
Lineage: Eukaryota; Metazoa; Chordata; Actinopteri; Anguilliformes; Congridae
Gene: frem3
Product: Fras1 related extracellular matrix 3
Exons: 24
Coding region: 179-9580 (3133 amino acids)
Biological process (GO): cell communication
Cellular component (GO): membrane
Source: RefSeq, a predicted model, not a curated record
CUCAGUGUAUUAGAAGUGCACUUGUUGUAUGUCUGUGGGGAGCAGGAGGAGAGAGCAGAGAGUAGGUCUUCAAAAUAACUUUAAGCUUUUCUCUCCCCCUCUUCAUUGCUGGGCUACCAAAGGAGAUACAUCAGAUUUUUUUUCCUGAAGCACAGAAUUGUGCGACGGGCAACUAGCAAUGGAUAUAGCUGGUUGUCGGCAAAGGACAGCUAUGGGUAAAGCAAGGGCACUGAUGAACAGCCGCCUUUUUAUAUUUCUUACCUUGGGCUGGUGCUUUUCAUGUGCACAUGGGGAAUCCUACGACUCUGCCUACCUGUACCGACACAGACCCAGGCCUGAUGCUGAGUCUAUUUUGGUGGCCAACAAUGGGGUCAGAGUGCCUUUUGGAAGAUCAGUUUUUUUGGACCCUAUCAAUGACCUGGUGACUGAAGUCCAGCCUGGAGACCGAUGCCAAAUCACAGUCCUGGACAAUGACCCUCUUGCCCAGAGACCAGGAAUUCUGUCCCCCAAGAAGUUCCCCUGCGCUUUUGGUGGAGAGGAGGUGAAAUACACCCACUUUGGGUCUAGGAGCCCUAACAUUGACCGCGUGAAGCUGCAGCUGAGGUACGACUCCCCGACCGACACAAUCGUCAUACCCUUUCUGCUGGAGGUGGAGGUGGUGUUCCAGCAGCUGGAGGUGCUCACCCGAAACAUGCCCCUGAUCGUGGACAAGCUAAACGGACUCAGCAGCCCCAUUGAAAAAAAGAGUUUGGAGUUUUCAUUUGACGACAGUGUCUCCUCGUGCAAGGUAACCACUCUGGUCGGCGCCGGUGGCCUUCCCAGGUAUGGCACUCUUUUGAAUUACACUGGCAAUGGGAAAAUGAUUGACUGUGAUGAUUUUGUUAAAGUGGGCAUUCGCUACAAGCACACUUCUACCAACGAGUCUCCUAACAGAGACUAUAUUCCAAUGUUGGUGGAGCUGCAGGACAAGGAAGGAAACACUGUUCAGCAGGAGCAUUUCCAGAUCAUGGUUAGAAUUAAAGAAGGCGUAGAGAAUACCCCUCCUAAACCCAGUUUUGUGGCGAUGAUGAUGAUGGAGAUCGAUCAGUUUGUGAUGACUGCUAUUACUAGUGAUAUGCUGGGUGGUGAGGAUAUUGAGUCUGACCCAGAUGACCUGAUUUUUAACAUUACCUCACCCCUGGGUGAUCAGCAAGGUUAUAUAAUCAGCACGGAUGACCAGAACCUGCCCAUAACAUCUUUUUACCAAAGAGACAUUAAAGAUUUGAAAAUAGCUUAUAAGCCACCAUCUGAAGACUCUGCCACAGAGAGAAUUUUCCAGAUUGAGUUUGAGAUUGUUGACACUGAAGGUGCAGUUUCUGACCCUUUUGCGUUUAUGAUUGUCGUAAAGCCCAUGAACACGUUAGCUCCGGUGGCAACUAAAAAUACUGGCCAGCUUUUAUUUGAAGGGCAGUCAAGAACGCUCUCCAGUACUCAGAAUUUAGAAAUCAGCGACGAGGACAAUCUUGAGGAUGUGAAAAUCACUGUUAUUGAUGGACUGAGGCAUGGCGAGCUGACGGUGCUAGGGUCUCGCAGGAAGUUCUUUACCCCUGCGGAUCUGGAGGCAGGCAUUGUUGUAUACCAGCAUGACGGCAGCGACACUUACAGCGACAAUAUUAUUUUCAGAAUGACAGAUGGCAGUAAUGAGGUUGAGUUUCUGUUCCCUAUUACCAUUGCUCCAACCGAUGACGAGCCCCCCAUUAUAAAUGCCAACACUGGACUUGUGCUUUUCAAAAAUGAAAUCAUGCAGAUUUCCCCCUUCAUUCUGAGUGCAACAGACAUUGAUUCUGAGGACUCCACUAUUAAAUUUAUCCUGGAGGCCCCUUACUCAACACUGGGCGAGGUGCUUCUCAGGCAAGUGGAGCCUCCUGCAGACCCUUCAGUUUGGACAUUCAGUUCGACAGAUGAGAUGUUUGAGCAGGUGGUGACUGAGUGGUUCCAGCAAGACAUUCUUGACGGGAAGCUGUUUUAUCGCCAUAUUGGACCUCACCGCACAACCACAACCACAGACCAUUUUGUGUUCCGGGUCCAGGAUGACAACGACCCCCCAAAUCAGUCUGGGGAGCACACAUUCACCAUUAAAAUCCACCCGGUAGACGACCUCCCUCCAGAGCUUUACCCCAGCACCACUUUGCACAUGACUGUGAAAGAGUACGAGCUAACACCCUUUACAAAGAAGUUUUUGCGCUACACGGAUCUGGACUCAGAUGACAGAGAUCUUAAGUACAGCAUCGUCAGGCCUCCCACCGACACAGACGAGAACAACCCUGUCCCACUGGGUGAGAUCGUACUGACAGAGAGUCCGGAUGCUAUGAUCACAGAAUUCACGCAGGCUCAGGUCAAUCACCACAAAGUGGCAUAUAAACCCCCAGAUCAGGAACUAGGCAUCACCCCUAAAGUGGUCCAGUUUACCUUCACGGUGGAGGACACCGCUGGAAACUCUGUGGAUGGCCUCUUCACUAUUUUCUUACAGCCUGUAGACAACAAACCCCCCCAGAUUACCAACACUGGUUUCACUGUGUUAGAGAGGAGUACAUACGUAAUUACAAUUAAUGAACUUGAUGCAACUGACCAGGACACAGAUGAUGAUAAGAUUACUUUUGCAGUGACUCAGGUUCCCCGCUAUGGACAGCUUCAGUACUUAGGGGUUGACAUGUCAGCUGGUGAAACGUUUGAUCUGGCAGACAUUGACAGUGGCCGACUCGCAUACAUCCACAGUGGAGAGGAGUCGCUAAAGGACACUAUAAAAUUAGAUGUUACUGAUGGAUUCCACGAGGUUCCCAUCAUUAUCAAAAUCAACGUCAAGCCUGUCGAUGACGAAACGCCUACCAUCAUGCUCCCCUCGGGUCUGCUGGGGGCUUCCAUUGACGUGCUUGAGAACGGAGCAACAGAGAUCACCAGCAACGUCAUCCAGGGCAGAGACGAGGACACUGAUGACCUCAUGCUGACAUUUAUUGUGGAGGAACUACCGAAAUUGGGUGAGAUCAUGGUGAAUGGGGUUCCCACUGAGAAGUUCACACAGCAGGACAUAAUCAACGGGGUGGUUGUGUAUGCCCACACCAGUGGGGAAAUUGGACCAAUCAAGGAGCAUGACUCGUUCAACCUGACCAUCUCUGACAUGUCUGACGAGUGGGUCAUCGGGGGAAACAAAGUGCAAGGAGUCAGGGUGUACGUGACCAUUCUUCCUGUGGACAGCAUCGCCCCUAUUGUCAGUGUGGAGGACCAGUUUACUGUGGUGGAAGGGGAGAAGAAUGUCAUCACACUGGAGAACAUCCACGCGGAAGACAUGGACACAGACAAUGACGACAUCCUGUGCACCAUCAUCGUACAGUCAACAUCUGGCUAUAUCGAAAACAUAUCUCCAGCCCCGGGAUCAGAAAAGUCAAGGGCGGGCACGGCCAUCACUGCGUUCAGCAUGAAAGACAUCCGCCUCAAUCACAUUUACUACGUCCAGAGCAUUCACAAAGGUGUGGAGCCGGUAGAGGAUAGGCUGACAUUCCGCUGCUCUGAUGGCAUAAACUUCUCAGAGCGCCACUUCUUCCCCAUUGUAAUCAUUCCAGCUAACGACGAGAAGCCUGAAAUAUUUGUGCGUGAGUUUGUCGUCAUGGAGGGCAUGAGUUUGGUCAUUGACACUCCCAUUCUGAACGCGGCAGACGCAGACAUUCCAGGGGAUGAUCUGGACUUUGAGAUAACAAAACCUCCCAAACAUGGAACAAUAGUUCAGCAGCUAAGCACUGGCACUGUCCCUGUGGUCAAAUUCUCCCUGGAACAGAUCAAAGAAAGCUCCAAUAUUGUCUAUGAGCAUGAUGAUUCAGAAACUAAAGAGGACAGCUUUGAGAUAAAACUCACAGACGGGAAACACACUGUUGAGAAAAAAAUUCUCAUCAUGGUCAUUCCAGUGGAUGACGAGACACCAAGAAUGACUAUAAACGAUGGACUAGAGGUUGAAAUUGGUGAAACAAAAACGAUUACCAACAGGGUACUUAAAGCUACAGAUCUAGACUCUGAAGACAAAGACCUGACCUACAUUCUGCGAUAUGGGCCAAGCCAAGGCCAUAUUCAGCGCAUCACUAAGUUUGGAGAUGUAGUUGGAAACAUAACGAUCGAGAUGAACUUCACUCAAGAUGAAAUCGACAAACAGCUGAUCCAGUAUGUGCACACUGGUCAGGAAGGUGUUCGAGACCUCAUGAAAUUUGACGUCACAGAUGGCAUUAACCCCCUCAUCGACAGGUACUUUUACAUCAGCAUAGGAAGCAUCGACAUGGUUUUCCCUGAUGUCAUCAAUAAAGGAGUGACUCUCAAGGAAGGAGGUAGAGUGACACUGACCACUGACCUACUCAGCACCUCUGACAUCAACAGUCCUGAUGAGCACCUUAGUUUCAGCAUUACACGCGCUCCCAGUCGUGGCCACCUGGAGUGCACUGACCUCCCAGGUGUCCCCAUCUCUACUUUCACCCAACUGCAGCUAGCCGGCAACAAGAUCUACUACAUCCACACCUCCGAUGACGAGGCCAAGAUGGACAGCUUUGAGUUUGAGGUCACUGACGGCUACAACCCAGUUUUCCGGACCUUCAGGGUCUCCAUCACUGAUGUGGACAACAAGAAGCCAGUCCUCACCAUCCACAAUAUGGUGCUGGGUGAAGGGGAGGUGCGGUUAAUCACACCCUUCGAACUGACAGUGGAGGACCGUGACACUCCGGACAACCUCCUGCGCUUCAUAGUCACCCAGGUCCCUGUCCAUGGGCAGAUUCUGUUCAACGGCACGCGUAGCGUCACCACCUUCACCAAACAGGACCUGAAUGAGAACCUCAUCACUUACAAGCACGAUGGCACAGAGACUGGUGAGGACAGCUUCUCCUUCACAGUGACGGACGGAACCCACAACGAGUUCUACGUCUUCCCCGACACCGUGUACGAGACCCGGAAGCCCCAGAUGAUGACCAUCCAGAUCAGCUCAGUGGACAACGGCGUCCCUCAGAUUGUGAUCAACAAGGCGGCUCCCACCCUGAAGGUGCUACACACAGGCCACCUGGGCUUCGUCAUCACCAGCAAAGCCCUGAAGUCGGAGGACAGGGACAGCCCGCACAAAGUCCUCAAGUACGCCAUCAGUGAACCCCCGCUGCAUGGCUUCAUCAUCAAUACAGCACUUGGGAAUGACAGCAUCACAGCAUUCACACAAGCUGACAUUGAUGAAAUGAAGAUCUGUUAUGUGCUGCUCGAUGGAGACAAUGCCACCAGUGAUAUCUUCUACUUUACUGUUGCGGACAAUGGAGGAAACAAACUGAAGCCGCAGCCAUUUCGGCUCAACUGGGCUUGGAUUUCCCUGGAGAGAGAGUAUUACCUGGUGGAUGAGGACUCAAAGUUUCUGGAGGUGACCCUCAAACGCAGAGGUUACUUGGGAGAGACAUCUUUUGUCAGUAUCAGCACAAAGGAUGGGACUGCAGAGAAGGACAAGGACUUCCGCGGUAAAGCCCAGAAGCAGGUCCAGUUUAACCCAGGCCAGACCCGGGCCACCUGGAGGGUGAAGAUACACACCGACCUGGAGUUUGAGACCUCUGAGAACUUCCAGAUCCUGCUGUCCGAACCCGUCAUGGCGGUUCUGGAGUACCCAGACUCUGCCACUGUGGAGAUUGUGGACCCAGGCGAUGAGUCCACAGUCUACAUCCCUCAGUCAGAGUACAAAAUAGAGGAGGACAUUGGCGAGCUUCUGAUUCCCGUGAAAAGGUCUGGAGAUGUCAGUCACGAGCUCAUGGUCAUCUGCUACACACAGCAAGGCACUGCCACGGGCACCAUACCCAGCACGGUGCUGUCCUACUCGGACUACAUCAGCCGGCCGGAGGACCACACCAGCGUGCUGCGCUUCGACAAGGACGAGCGCGAGAAGGCCUGCCGCAUCAUCAUCAUCGACGACUCGCUGUACGAGGAGGAGGAGAGCUUCAACGUCACCCUCAGCAUGCCCAUGGGGGGCCAGGUGGGGCCCCUCUUCCCCAGCGCCCGCGUCGUCAUCUUGGCAGACAGCGACGACGAGCCUUCACUCUACUUCGGAGAGACAGAAUACAUGGUGGACGAGAGUGCAGGCUACGUGGAGGUGCGUGUGUGGAGGACUGGAACGGACCUUUCCAAGACGGCCACAGUGACAGUCCGCUCCAGGAAAACCGACCCCAUGUCUGCUGAAGCUGGCGUGGACUACGUGGGCAUCAGCCGAAACCUGGACUUCGCCCCUGGUGUCACCAUGCAGACAUUCCGCGUCACCAUCCUGGACGACCUGGGCCAGCCGGUGGUGGAGGGCCCGGAGCAGUUCGAGCUGGUUCUGCGGAUGCCCAUGAACGCCGUGCUGGGAGAACCCAGCAAGACCACCAUCACCAUCAACGACACGGUUACAGACCUGCCCAUGGUGCAGUUUAAAGACGCGGUCUACACAGUCGAUGAGGUGGACAGGCAAUUCAGCGCCAUCGUGUACCGCAGCGGAGACAUCGGGCUCAAGUCCACCGUCAGGUGCUACACCCGCCAGGGGUCAGCGCAGGUCAUGAUGGACUACGACGAGCGACCCAACACCGACGCCUCCGUCAUCACCUUCCUCCCAGGGGAGAGCGAGAAGCCAUGUGUGGUCACUCUGGUGGACGACUCCGUGUACGAGGAGGAGGAGGAGUUCCGCAUUGUGCUGGGAACCCCGAAGAGCCAAUCAGCAUUCGGCGCCGCUCUCGGGGAGCAGAAGGAGGUGGUGGUCAAAAUUACGGACGAUAAAGAUAAGCCCAUCAUCAGGUUUUCCGAGAUCAAGUACAGCGUCAGAGAGCCGCAAGUGCUGGGAGAAAUCGCUGUGGUGAAGAUCCCCAUCCUGCGUUUGGGAGACACGUCCAAGGUGUCCGUGGUAAGAGUCCACACCAAGGAUGGCUCAGCCACGUCCGGAGAGGACUACAACCCACUGUCUGAAGACGUGGAGUUCAAGGAGGGCGAGAAGGAGCACGUGGUGGAGGUCCAGGUGCUGUACGACGGCCAGCGGGAGAUGCGGGAGGCCUUCACCGUGCACAUGAAGCCUGACGAGUACAUGGUGGCGGAGACCCAGAUGAACAAGGCCAUCGUGUACAUCGAGGAGGUUGACAGCGUAGCCGACGUCACUUUCCCGGCAGUGCCGCAGGUGGUGUCCCUCCUCAUGUACGAUGACACCGCUCGCUCCAAGGACAGCCCCCACCCACCCACCGGAUACCCCAUCGUGUGUGUGACGGCCUGUAACCCCAAGUACUUUGAGUUUGACAAGACGGGCUCCAUCUGCGCGGCGGAGAACAUCAACGACACCAUGACGCAGUACCGCUGGCUGGUCAGCGCUCCGAGCGGCUCGGACGGCGUCUCCAGCCCCAUGAGGGAGGUGGACACCAACACCUUCUUCACCAACACCAAGUCCAUCACCCUGGACUCCAUCUACUUCCAGGCCGGCUCGCGUGUCCAGUGCGCCGCCCGGGCCUUCAAUGCCAACGGAGACGCCGGCCUGGAGCUCAGCAGCCCCAUUGUGGUCAUCAGCCGGGAGGAGGGUCUUUGCCAGCCCCGCAUCCCAGGAACGAUCGGCGCUGAGCCGUUCUCCGCCAAAAUCCGCUACACGGGCCCCGUGGACCCAGACUUCCCUAACCUCAUCAAGCUGACGGUGACGAUGCCCCACAUGGACGGCAUGCUGCCGGUCAUCUCCACCAGGCCGAUGUCCAACUUCGAGCUGACCCUGAGUCCGGACGGCACGCGCGUGGGGAACCACCGCUGCUCCAACCUGCUGGACUACAACGAGAUCCCCACCAGACACGGCUUCCUGACGGACAGCACCAAGAACCCCGAGAUCAUCGGCGAGACCUCCCCCUACCAGUACAGCACGGCCCUGCGCUCGGCCAACUCCCUGCGCUUCUACCGCAACCUCAACCUGGAGGCCUGCCUGUGGGAGUUCCACAGCUACUACGACAUGUCCGAGCUGCUCAACAGCUGCGGGGGCUCCAUCGGCACCGACGGACAGGUCCUGAACCUGGUCCAGUCCUAUGUGACCCUGCGCGUGCCCCUCUACGUCUCCUACGUCUUCCACUCCCCGGUGGCGGUGGGCGGCUGGCAGCACUUCGACCUGCAGUCCGAGCUGCGGCUCACCUUCGUGUACGACACCGCCAUCUUGUGGCAGGACGGCAUCGGCAGCCCCCCGGAGGCAGAGCUGCAAGGUGCCAUGUACCCAACCAGCAUGAGGAUCAAUGGAGAAGGUCGUUUGGUGGUCAACUUCAAGACAGAGGCUCGUUUCAGAGGGCAGUUCGUCAUGUCUCACUCAGGAACGUCCUUGUCCUCCAUGGUGAUGUCGCCUGACCACCCGGGCCUCACCUUCUCCCUGACGCUGAUCAGGACCGAGCCCACCUACAACCAGCCCAUGCAGCAGUGGAGCUUUGUGUCUGAUUUCGCCGUGCGGGAUUACUCCGGGACCUACACAGUCAAGCUCAUCCCCUGCAGUGCCUCUCCAAACAGGGAGUACAGCUUACCACCAGUAUGCCACCCCCGCGAACCCCUCACCUUCGACAUGGACAUCCGCUUCCAGCAGGUGAGUGACCCCGUGGCGGCCGAGUUCAGCCUCAACACUCAGAUGUUCCUGCUGUCCAAGAGAGAGCUGUGGCUGUCAGACGGCUCCAUGGGAUUCGCCGAAGGAGCGGACGUGGCCUUUUCAGAAGGAUCUCAUAUCUACGGGCGUGUGAUGGUGGACCCUGUGCAAAACCUGGGAGACUCCUUCACCUGCAGCAUCGAGAAGGUGUUCAUCUGCACUGGGGCGGACGGCUAUGUCCCCAAGUACAACCCCACCAACAGGGAGUAUGGCUGUCUAGCCGACGCCCCAUCUCUGCUCUACAGAUUCAAAAUCCUGGACAAAGCACAGCCGGAGACGCAGGCCACUCUCUUUGGGGAUGUCCGGUUUGAGGCCACCCUAGCCAUGGACACGCCAGGGGCUCUCAGUCUGGUCAAACAGGCCGGCUCUGAUGGGUUCUCCCUGUCCUCCUCUCCACUGUUCCAGGUGGCUGCCGGUCGGGAGUGGUACAUCCACACCAUCUACUCGGUGCGCUCCCAGGAGAACGCCCACCGCAACAUGGGAAAGAGGAGCCUGGAGUACCACCACAGCGUCUCGUCAGCGGGAGCGGGCCGGAGCCGGCGGGCGGUGGAGGACGAGGUGGAGGACGUGGUCGAGGACAUCGGCCCCGACAACAACAAAGGCACCAACAUCCAGCACAUAGCCCUGGACCGCUCGGACAGGCAGCGCGUGAGCCAGCGCCAGCCCUGGUCCGACGACGACCUCCAGGAGCACCCCCUGCUGGAGAGCUCGGGGAAGGCGUCCGGCACCGCCGCCGGCCUGCCCAUGAUGGUGGGGCUGGCGGGCCUGGUCCUGCUCCUCUGCCUGGUCAUCAUCGUGGUGGCGCUCCUGGUGCGGCGCAAGAAGCGGGACCGGCAGGGGAAGCUUCCUCCCUACUCCACGUCCUCCUGCUCAGCCUCCCGGGGCAGCAGCAGCAGCCGGGAGACCGUCAGCACGGGGAACGGCUCGGAGGUCUGAGCCCUCGGCCCCUAGCUCUCCCGACAGACACUCAGACAGUCCGUAUCCCUCCCCGGUGCCUCUUACCCACAACACUGCAAACCGCCAAACCGUUACCCACCCCGGAGAGGGCGGGCGCGCCUGCCAGCACGACACACUAUAACCGCGACACGCUGUCGCGUAGCGCAUUACUGAGGUGUGUCGGCCAUCCCGCCUAUGUACGAACGCACGAGUCCAUGCCGCUAGGCUAGGCGCCUUGUGAGUCUCCCAGCAACACGCAUACAUUUAGAACAGGCUGGACUCCCCCCCUGUACCAUCCUACACAUUUGUACAUGCUUGGCUUUUUUUUUUCCUUUUUAAAAAAAAAAAUACCCCUUCCGAAUUUAAAUAGUGUAGAUAUUAAGUGUUAUGUUCCUUUAAUAUCUCCUGCUGCCCGUUUCCAUGUUGAUCCCAGAGGGGUACACAGACUGUGAAAGAUGUCUUUUAGAUUAAAGUCAGACACCACUGCUUCUUGCAGCUGUAAUGGGACUCUGCUGGGUUCCUCUGAAAUCGUAUUUAUAUUUUCUGUGGAUUUUAAAAUUUAUAAGCAUUUCUAUCAUAGCAGGUGUCAAAACCCCACAUUUUGCUACUUCGAAUAAGAAAGCGCAGUAAUACUUUUGGAUUAAUUUUUUUUGUGCAUGCUCUUGGCGAAAAAUGCGUUUUCAGCGACUUGAUAGCUGAUGAACUGGACGAGCCAACGAGCUAGCCAUUUUGUUUGAAUAUCAAGACAUGUUAAGUAGUGUGAUUAACCUUUUAAAUAGAACAGGAAUAUCUGACCACAUACAUUCAUUUUCGAGAUGGUACUAUAUUCAGCUCCCAUGGGGGCUGGGUUCCUCUUUACACUGAAAAGCAGCUCCGUUAAGGCCUGUGCCCUUAUAACUUAAGAGAAUGCAUUAAUCAUAGUGUACAUUUGUUAGAGAAGUUUAAAUAAUAGUUUUUCCAGUCGAACUGAACAAACGAUUCAGUUGAAGAGGACCGGCUACACCGGAGCUGAUCAAUAAAUGUAUUUUUAUAAAAAAGGGAUUGUAAUAUGUAAUUACUGGUAUGUCAUCACUGAAGAACGUAACUAUUCUCAUUGUUUUUAUACAUGUUUUGGGGACUUUUGGAAUGCCGUCACAGUAUGUGUAUGUAUGUUUAUGUGCACAGUCAUUGGCAAAAUGGACGAAGGCAAAAAAUACAAAUGCAGCCAACUCCCGGGUAACUUGAAUAUUUUCAACGCAACUGUGAACCAGACAUUUUGUGCCAUUUGAUACUGAGUAAAUGAUCCCAAAGUUGUUUCAUGCCACUGCCCGAGAUGAGAUUUACAUUUUAUAUUGCAGUUUAAAGUCUCCCAUUUUCAGUCAAAAUUACAUUACUCCAUGCAUCAGGGCAAUGCGCUUGUUCCACUGAUCUCAGACUUUUUGGUAUAAAUGAAUAAAUAAACUUGCUAAAACGCAAAUUAAUUAGGCAUGUUCCACAAUGAGCGCAACCAGAGAUUCAGUAGUGUGUGAUACCUCUGACAGUAUUAAAGUGUUUUUCUUUUCUGUA